AUGACCUCGACUCUGCGACAGAUUGUCGCUGGGCCAAGGGUGAGACACCCCGAGGCAAAGCUGGACCUGUGCUAUGUGACCGACUCUAUAAUAGUUACGUCUGGACCCUCGCAGACAUGGCCGCAGCGGGCGUACCGCAACCCCCUCGACAAGCUCAGAGCCUGGCUGACGGCCAAACACGGCGACGACUGGGCGAUAUGGGAGUUUCGCGCCGAAGGCACGGGGUACCCCGACGAGGCCGUCUUCGGGAGAGUAUGCCACUACCCGUGGCCGGACCACCACCCGCCGCCGUUUCGGCUGGUGCCCCCGAUCAUGGCGAGCAUGAGGAACUGGCUGCACGGGGGCGCACUGCACGGGGGGCCCCCGCCGGAAGGGGAAGAGAGCCGCGGCGGCAAGAGGGUCGUCGUGAUUCACUGCAAGGCGGGCAAGGGCCGCUCGGGAACCGUGUCGUGCAGCUACCUCAUCUCGGAGGAGGGCUGGGCGGCGCAGAGGGCGCUCGACAACUUCACCAGGCAGCGCAUGAAGGAAGGCUUCGGGCCGGGCGUCUCGAUACCCUCGCAGCUGCGGUGGGUGGGCUACGUCGACCGCUGGAAGGACCACGGCAAGCAGUACGUCGACAGGCCGGUUGAGAUUGUGGAGGUCCACGUCUGGGGUUUGCGGGGCGGCGUCGACGUCUUCGUCAGAGGCUUCGCCGACGAGGGCAAGAAGGUGCACAAGAUUCACACGUUCGGCCCCGAGGAGAGGCUGGUGGUGGAGGCGGGCGAGCCGCCGAGGAGCGGGCUGGUCGACACGCUCUUGGGCCUGGUGGGAUAUCCGGCGGACAACAUGAAGGCUCCGCAGCAGGCGGAUUCGGCUGGCGAGGCGAGCAGCGCCGCGGGCGUCGAGCGCAAGCAUACAUGGACUGGUGAGGCGGGGGACAAGACGAGGCACGAGCCGGCGGGUAGAGAGACGGGGCCGGUCCAGGAGACGCAGCCGGGCGGCGGUGCUGGGGACGGCGUCGACAAGGCGAGAUCCAAGACGGGCAGCAGCAGAAGCAGCAGUGCGAGCCGCGGCAAUGGUGUUCUUGACGGGGAGCAGCCGGGCGGGAUGGCGGUGGUGUUUAGACCGGCGCGGCCGAUCCGCAUACCCAACAGCGAUGUGAAUAUCGCACUGAAACAACGGACCCGGACACACAAGAGCUUGAGCUGGACUGUGGUGUCGUCCGUGGCGCACGUGUGGUUCAACGCCUUCUUUGAGGGCCGCGGCCCCGAGCAGGGGGCAGAAAAGGCGGACGAGAGCGGCGUCUUCACGAUAGAGUGGGAGGCAAUGGACGGCAUCAAGGGCUUGUCCUGGAAGGGAUCGAGGGCGCUGGACAAGAUGAGCGUCGUGUGGAGGGUGGCUGGCGAUGGCGGCAAGGAGGGCGAGGAGAUUGUCGAGCCUGGGGAAGGGGAGCCGGUACCGCAGGUUGCGGCCGCGGACUGGAGGGGCACUGCGGCCGUGGAGGGCGGCAAGGGCGAGAGGGAUUUGAGCGUGGAGCGGUCGGAUGAUGGCGAUGGUCGCGGCGACGGCGAAGACGACGGGAGUGGUGAUGGGGAGGUAGAGGACGGUUUGAAGUCCUCGGGACCCGGGGGUGAGGAUUUGGCGCUCGACAAGGAAGACGGGAAGAGGUAG
Messenger RNA from Metarhizium brunneum ARSEF 3297, 1650 nucleotides. RefSeq names its product Phosphatidylinositol 3,4,5-trisphosphate 3-phosphatase and dual-specificity protein phosphatase PTEN (gene PTEN). Gene Ontology annotation, cellular component: nucleus; cell projection; plasma membrane. Gene Ontology annotation, molecular function: protein tyrosine phosphatase activity; phosphatidylinositol-3,4,5-trisphosphate 3-phosphatase activity; protein tyrosine/serine/threonine phosphatase activity. The record is from RefSeq and is a predicted model, not a curated record. Gene Ontology annotation, biological process: phosphatidylinositol 3-kinase/protein kinase B signal transduction; protein dephosphorylation; negative regulation of cell population proliferation. NCBI's taxonomy places the organism in Eukaryota, Fungi, Ascomycota, Sordariomycetes, Hypocreales, Clavicipitaceae.